UAGGUGUCUCGCUUAGCAUUCGCUCAUCAGACACGCGCAGUCAAGGAAGCACAGCGGGAGCGAUGAACGCUGUCCUCAGAAACUCGCUGAGCGCCGUCUUCUCCGUCGUGGUAUUAUCCGCAUCAGCUCUGGACACGCUUCCCGAGAGCGCGCCAAUCGUGCGCACGGAGUGCGGACUCGUAGCCGGACAGACACUGACCGUGAGUGGACAAGAAGUGGACGCCUUUUACGGUGUACCUUACGCAGAGCCACCCGUCGGAGAUUUGCGCUUCCGCAAGCCCGUGCCGGCAAGGCCGUGGAACGGAACGUUCCGAGCGACGUCCAAGCCCCCGCCAUGCGCCCAGACAAACCACUUCCACACGGACAAUGUGACACUUUACUACGGGGCAUACAACUCGGAGGACUGUCUCUACCUGAACGUGUGGAGGCCGACCGCGCCGUGCAAGGGCACCGUUUCCUGCCAGGUGAACCUUCCCGUCGUCAUUUUUAUCCACGGUGGCGCAUUCCAGUGGGGCGACUCUGCCAUCUUCCUCCACGACGGAGCCAACUUUGUGGCACUGUCCAACAUCAUCUUCGUGAGCUUCAACUACCGGCUCAACGUCUUCGGAUUUCUCUCCGCCGAAACGGAGGAUGUCCCGGGCAACUGGGGUCUCUGGGACCAGAAUAUGCUCCUCAAGUGGGUCCAGAGGAACAUCCGCUUCUUCGGCGGUGAUCCGAAUCAGGUGACGCUCCUGGGCCAGAGCGCCGGCGCCAUCUCGGCGGCCAUACACACGGUCUCGCCCUACAGCGAAGGGUUGUUCAAGAGAAUCAUCAUGCUUAGCGGAAGCCCGAUAAACGUCGUCUUCACCGUAGCAGCGAAGGGCGUCGACUAUGUCAUGAGUCUCGCGCGUCACGUCAAAUGCGUCAGCUGGAAGCCCCGCGACCUGGCCGACGUCAUGGACUGCCUUCGGACCGUAGACAAGCAGGACUUCCUCCGGCUGCUGAACGGCGUGGACCCGCGCAAGACAAUUUACGCGCCGGUCAGCGGUGACGCCUACGUACCCAAGGACUGUACGUUCCUCAGCACCUGGCGAAACAAGAUCCGCAGCACAGAGGUGAUGAUCGGGACCAUGAAAGACGAGGGGUCCCUGUUCAUGGACAUCGCUUUCCGCUUGGCGCCCUUUGUGCGAAGCUACAUUGACAUCGACCACCGCACCACCGCCACGGCUAUCAUCAGCGCUCUGUUCAAGAUUCCUGGCGGCUCGGCCAAGAUGGUGACCGAGGCUUACUUCCCUGACGAGCAUCCGGGCGACAAAGAGUCGGUGCUGCGCACCCUGCAGGACGCGGCCGGCGAGGGCCUCUUCGUGUGUGCCUCGAACUUCUUCGCAGAGGUGGCUGCCGACCAGGGCCUGCCCGUUUACCGCUACGUCUUCGCGCACCGGCCCAGCUACAGCCUCUGGCCCCGCUGGUACGGCGCGACGCACGGCGACGACGUGCCCUUCGUCCUCGGCUCGCUGCCUUUCUAUGGGGACCCAAGCCGCUACACGGAGGCCGUGCUCCCGGACCGGGCGCUCUACGACGCCGUCAAACACACGGACCAGGAGGGACGCCUCAUGGCCGACAUGGUCGCCGCCAUCGCCGCCUUCGUUAGAACAGGGAGGCCUACGGUGCCGCUGUCGAACGGCAGCUGGCCGCGCUACACGAACGCCAACCCAGAGUACGUAAGCGUGGAGCUGGACGGCCCCACGAAGCGGCUAGGACCAAGCCGCGAGAUCUGCAACGUGUGGAGGCGCUUCCUCAUAAGAAAGGAUCCUGAGGAGGAAGAGGUAAUGGAAGAAAAAAAGGAGCAAGAGGAGGAAGAGGAGGAGGAAGAAGAAGAAGAGGCAACAGAGGACAGCCAUUCUGGAAACACAAUACAGCAAGCGAGUCCAGUGACAACACCAAGGACCUCCCUGUCUUCCCUCUCUGCCGCUCUUCAGCCAGAGAGGACUUUAAAUCGCGGAGGCAACGGAGUAUCAGAAUCAGGUUGUUUACAGCCACUGUUGGUGGUCGUUUCUACAAUCGCAGUGUCAAUAGUCGGCAGGUUGACAGUCUAGUGCUCUUCUAUAUGACACCAAGAGAGGCUCGUAUACUACUGUAUGCACCAUGCUCAGCAAGUGUUAUGACGCGUCCAUAAUUUCUUUGUCCCGCCAGGACAGCGCGUCUCUUAACCGACCAGCUUUACGGCGCAUACUUGCGACAUAUGCGUGGUUCCCAACAUAGCCUACGCUACCAGGCGAUCCCGAGUCGGGCACAGAGGCUAGACAGGCAUUGCUGGCAGAUUUUGCAAUGCUCUUGUCGCACGCCUAUAGAACUCUUAUGGAGAGUGGUUUCUUCCGUGCCGCAUUUGAAUGUUGAAAAGUUGACACUAUAUGAAAUCCGUAACUCAACAAAGUACGUCCAAUCAGAGUGGAUGUUUAGUUUGCGAAACACAAUUGAAGGCGAACGUUUUACAUAAAAACAUGUCUAUUUUCUCCAUGUACAGUUUCCCGGCCCAUGUGAUCAUACGGGUUUUAUAUAGGAUGCCGUUUCACCACAUCAAAUUAUUA
Molecule: messenger RNA, 2567 nt
Organism: Dermacentor silvarum
Lineage: Eukaryota; Metazoa; Arthropoda; Arachnida; Ixodida; Ixodidae
Product: acetylcholinesterase-1
Exons: 4
Coding region: 63-2075 (670 amino acids)
Biological process (GO): choline metabolic process; acetylcholine catabolic process
Cellular component (GO): plasma membrane
Molecular function (GO): acetylcholinesterase activity
Source: RefSeq, a predicted model, not a curated record